Molecule: messenger RNA, 1668 nt
Organism: Fusarium fujikuroi IMI 58289
Lineage: Eukaryota; Fungi; Ascomycota; Sordariomycetes; Hypocreales; Nectriaceae
Product: related to beta transducin-like protein
Exons: 1
Coding region: 1-1668 (555 amino acids)
Source: RefSeq, a predicted model, not a curated record
AUGCGGCUAAUCAACACCAAAACAUUAGAGCUCCACGAGUUUUUCAACGAGAACACGCCCCCUUAUGCAAUCCUGUCGCAUGCUUGGGGCGACCAAGAGGUCACGUUUCAAGACUGGCAAGCCCGCCACCACGCCACUUUAAAGCAUGGAUACUGGAAAAUCCUGAAAGCAUGCAGCAAAGCAGUUAACUAUAAGCUUAAGUGGCUCUGGGUUGAUACAAACUGUAUUAACAAGAGUAGCUCAGCAGAGCUUACUGAGGCAAUAAACUCGAUGUUUGCAUAUUAUCAGAAGUCGAAAGUCUGCUUUGCUUACCUAGCCGACGUGCAUACCGCCAAUCAAGACAUAGAACUUUUGAUGUCGCAGAUGAGAAACAGUCUUUGGUUUACGCGAGGUUGGACACUUCAAGAGCUUAUAGCGCCUAUAAACUUGAUCUUUUAUGCCGCAGAUUGGUCUCAGAUAGGCCGGAAGGAUGAUUCUGUCGCUGAUUUGAUCUCGCUGAUUACCAAGAUCGACAAGAGAUAUCUCAAUGGGCAAGUCGGUGUUCACGAGGCUUCGGUUUCAAAGAGAAUGUCUUGGUUAGCAAAGAGAACCACAACACGAACCGAGGAUAUGGCAUACUGUAUGCUUGGCAUAUUCGAUAUUAAUAUGCCUCUGCUCUAUGGGGAAGGGAAGAGGGCGUUUUUUCGGCUUCAGGAAGAAAUCAUAAAGGGUUGCAACGAUCAUACAAUCUUCUGUUGGGGAUGGAACGAGGAUGUUCCAAGCAACUGGGGCAGUCUUCUUGCUCCCUGGCCGACUGUCUUUGAUGGCGCCGGGGGCUUUGAAAGAUUUGACGGCGACGAGAUAAAUGUCUUUUCCAUGACGAAUGCUGGCCUGUCCAUUCAGCUACCUGUAGUAGCAGCAUUCGGAGCCUCACACACCAUGGCCAGUUCAUGGUUCAUUAAGCUACAAGCUGCGCCGGCAAGCACGAUAUUCAAUUUCUCAGAAGCAGCGUGUUUACGUGUUGUGGGUCGCAGGGUAGGCGAUUUAUUAUACGUAUCACGCUUCCCGUACCCUCCCCAGCCAGUGACUAUGUCGACAAGCCCAACGUCCAAGUUCGAGACAGAAUCUCUUCUGGUGAUGAACAAACUGGCAAAUGGGGCAGGGUUAGAACCUCGACAGAAACAGGCGGAACUCUUGGAUCCCAGCUCUCUAGAGUUUACUCCUAUUCAUACCUCAUCGGAUCUUCAGUUCAACUGGCAUUGUGCGGCUUCACACGCAUGCGAUUAUCAUUUGAGUUCGGUGGAGGGCAGGAUCGUUGUGACAAUUGAUAAAGAUGCUUCUGACUGGGCUGUAGUCCUGGUGGGAAGGACACACAACCGACAGCGACCGAUGCCAUGUAUCUUGCUUGGGGCUAAAACGAAAGAUGAUUCUGGUGGUGUUGCAACAGGGCUCGUGGCGGCACAGGGAGGCAACCGUGCCGAGGCACGAGAUGAGGCAUAUAGAAUCUUGAGUGAGUGGAGGCAAAGAGCCACGUCAAGCGAUUACACCAGAUCGUGGGUUACUUCUGAGGAAACGCUUGGAAUAACCAUGGUUAUGGAGAGAUCCAAGGAUAUUAUAAGGGGCACCAGUGACAGGUAUUUCUUGUGUCUCUACAAGAAUGAGUUGAACAGGAAUGCGACUGCUGAUUGA